GUCAGUGAUAUGAUGCAAAAUUCAGUCCGGCACCUCGCACACCAGAACCCAAAAUCGCAUUUCUCAUGCCGACCAAAACCAAGCAAAAGUUUGAACCCUUCAAUCUCCACCUAGACUUUAUUAACUUGAUUCCGAUCAUCGUUCCUCAUGUUGAUGGCCUCCCUCUCGGCAUAGAGACAACAACCGACGUUGCUCCUCCUCUGCAUCCCCUCGUCAUGACUGCCAUGGACCUUACAGAACCAACCAUUGAAGCUUCCCUUCGUGAACUCCAACCCCAGUUCGUCUUCUUUGAUACCUACCACUGGUUACUAAAGUUAUUAUGGAAGCUUGGUAUCAAGUUCGUACAUUAUUAUAUCGACCGUCCUACAACUAUUGGAUACUUUUGGCGUCCAGAAAGGAAGUUUUUGAAAAAGGGUUUGACGGCUGAGGAUCUCAUGCAGCUGCCAGAUGGUUUUCCUUUUUCAACAAUCAAGCUAAAUUCUAACGAAGCGCAAGUACUGGCUGCCAUCAGUGUUGGUGGGAUUUCAUUCAUGAAGCACCUAUUCAUCUGCUAUAAGGAAUGCAAUGCUAUUGCUUCCAGAACAUGUAAGGAGAUUGAAUGGCCUUAUUGUGAUUUAUCGAGAACUAAUUUAAACGGCCAAUGAUUCUUUGUGGACCGUUAAUCCCAGAAAGAACAUCUUUGGCAUUGGACGAAAAAUGGGAAACUUUAUUGGGAUUUUUACCUGCCAUCCUUACCAAUAAGCUGCACGUCGGUAA
This is a messenger RNA of Rubroshorea leprosula, 756 nucleotides long. The record is from the annotation of a GenBank genome assembly. NCBI's taxonomy places the organism in Eukaryota, Viridiplantae, Streptophyta, Magnoliopsida, Malvales, Dipterocarpaceae.